UGCAGUGUAUCCCCGGAGUGCAGGGCGCGGUCCCAUCACUUCUGCAGCUGGAGACAGGAGGUCAGAGCCCUCGCCACUGAUACCAUGACCGGGUUUGUGGAACGCAUCCCCCGCCCUCCUCAACCAAAGGGAGCGACUCUAGGAUUUUCAAAGUUGUUUGGAUGCGCCAUUCCUAUUGCUCAGAUCGCAAUUGGGUCUGUGUAUCUGGAGGACUGUCCGGUGCAGCCCUACAUCCCCAUCUACUUGAUCGUGUCGGGGGUUAUUGGCGUGAUGCUGGCGCUGCUCACCUGCAUGCCCUUCUCCCAGAAGCCCGAAGACGGCACCAGCAACCCCAUCAAUCAAGUCUGCGUCAUGUGGAACUCGCUGUCGUCCUGCUUCCUCUUCUGCUGGUUCAUCACCGGCAAUGUGUGGAUCUACUCUAUUUACCAGCCGGAAUACGUCAAGAACUCAACGAACAUCGACGUUUACUGCGACAAGACGCUCUACCUGUUCGCCUUCUGGAUCACGACUCUGGGCUACAUCCUCUUUGGCGUGAUCCUUCUGUGCAGCUUCUGCGCUAUGGUCUGCUUCUGCCUGUGUGGCUGAGCAGACAGCGAUGUCAACGUCUAGAGACCUUUGCCGUGGGGGUGGGCGUGUCUUCUGCACAAGUCGCGUCAGGCUUUAUGUGUCUCACGAGUUUAAGUGCUGUGGCAGCUCUGAUAGACACAAGAGUAACUCUGAAGAUUCUACAGAUUUUUAACACUGAUUAUAAAUAAGGAUUCCUAAUCGCCGAGCCCUCCCUCACUGUCUCUCCCAGCAUGAUUUGUUUAUAUGUGCAGCCGGAAAAUGAGGCUCAAGCUUUGUACAUGAUGAAAUGAUUAAAUGCCUGUUCUGUGUGAAUUCA
Molecule: messenger RNA, 883 nt
Organism: Platichthys flesus (European flounder)
Lineage: Eukaryota; Metazoa; Chordata; Actinopteri; Pleuronectiformes; Pleuronectidae
Product: transmembrane protein 272-like
Exons: 5
Coding region: 85-585 (166 amino acids)
Source: RefSeq, a predicted model, not a curated record